This is a messenger RNA of Suricata suricatta (meerkat), 3059 nucleotides long. It is a transcript of the gene RPS6KB1, whose product is annotated as ribosomal protein S6 kinase B1. Gene Ontology annotation, biological process: cellular response to insulin stimulus; signal transduction; protein phosphorylation. Lineage: Eukaryota; Metazoa; Chordata; Mammalia; Carnivora; Herpestidae. The coding region runs from base 84 to 1661 and encodes 525 amino acids. The transcript has 15 exons. Gene Ontology annotation, molecular function: ATP binding; protein serine/threonine kinase activity. The record is from RefSeq and is a predicted model, not a curated record.
CUAGGGCCUAGGCGCAGACGCACUAAGCCCAAGCAGCCGGUGAUGGCGGCAGCAGCGGCCGUGGCUGCAGCGGGUCCGGGCCCAUGAGGCGACGACGGAGGCGGGACGGCUUUUACCCAGCGCCGGACUUCCGAGACAGGGAGGCUGAGGACAUGGCAGGAGUGUUUGACAUAGACCUGGACCAGCCAGAGGACGCGGGCUCUGAGGAUGAGCUGGAGGAGGGGGGUCAGUUAAAUGAAAGCAUGGACCAUGGGGGAGUUGGACCAUAUGAACUUGGUAUGGAACAUUGUGAGAAAUUUGAAAUUUCGGAAACUAGUGUGAACAGAGGGCCAGAAAAAAUCAGACCAGAAUGUUUUGAGCUACUUCGAGUACUUGGUAAAGGGGGCUAUGGAAAGGUUUUUCAAGUACGAAAAGUAACAGGAGCAAAUACUGGGAAAAUAUUUGCCAUGAAGGUGCUUAAAAAGGCAAUGAUAGUAAGAAAUGCUAAAGAUACAGCUCAUACAAAAGCAGAACGGAAUAUUCUGGAGGAAGUAAAGCAUCCCUUCAUUGUGGAUUUAAUUUAUGCCUUUCAGACUGGUGGAAAACUCUACCUCAUCCUUGAGUAUCUCAGCGGAGGAGAAUUAUUUAUGCAGUUAGAAAGAGAAGGAAUAUUUAUGGAAGACACAGCCUGCUUUUACUUGGCAGAAAUCUCCAUGGCUUUGGGGCAUUUACAUCAAAAGGGGAUCAUCUACAGAGACCUGAAGCCGGAGAAUAUCAUGCUUAAUCACCAAGGUCAUGUGAAACUAACAGACUUUGGACUAUGCAAAGAAUCUAUUCAUGAUGGAACAGUCACACACACAUUUUGUGGAACAAUAGAAUACAUGGCCCCUGAAAUCUUGAUGAGGAGUGGCCACAAUCGUGCUGUGGAUUGGUGGAGUUUGGGAGCAUUAAUGUACGACAUGCUGACUGGAGCACCCCCGUUCACUGGGGAGAAUAGAAAGAAAACAAUUGACAAAAUACUCAAAUGUAAACUCAAUUUGCCUCCCUACCUCACACAAGAAGCCAGAGAUCUGCUUAAAAAGCUGCUGAAAAGAAAUGCUGCUUCUCGUCUUGGAGCUGGUCCUGGGGAUGCUGGAGAAGUUCAAGCUCAUCCGUUCUUCAGGCAUAUUAACUGGGAAGAACUGCUAGCUCGGAAGGUGGAGCCCCCCUUUAAACCUCUGUUGCAAUCUGAGGAGGAUGUGAGUCAGUUUGAUUCAAAGUUUACACGUCAGACACCUGUUGACAGCCCAGAUGACUCAACUCUCAGUGAAAGUGCCAACCAAGUCUUUCUGGGUUUUACAUAUGUUGCUCCAUCUGUACUUGAAAGUGUAAAAGAAAAAUUUUCCUUUGAACCAAAAAUCCGAUCACCUCGAAGAUUUAUUGGCAGCCCGCGAACACCUGUCAGCCCAGUCAAAUUUUCUCCUGGGGAUUUCUGGGGAAGAGGCGCCUCAGCCAGCACAGCAAAUGCGCAGCCGCCUGUGGAAUACCCAAUGGAAACAAGUGGAGUAGAGCAAAUGGAUGUGACAAUGAGUGGGGAAGCUUCAGCACCACUUCCCAUCCGGCAGCCAAACUCUGGGCCGUACAAAAAACAAGCUUUUCCCAUGAUCUCCAAACGACCAGAGCACCUACGUAUGAAUCUAUGACAAAGCAAUGAUUUUAAUGAAUUUAAGGCAAGAAAAGGGUGGGGAAGGGAUGUGUGACCAUCCUGUAAAGUGAAACAAGAAGACUCAAAGACAGUUUCGAAGAGUCUGUGUCAUUACAUUGAACACUUUGGACAGAGGAAAAAUAAACAUGGAUUUAAAAAAAAUCAAUCAAUGGUGCAAAAAAAAAAAAACAAACAAACCUUAAGCAUAAUAGUAUUGUGGAACUCUUAGGCACAUCAAUUAAUUGAUUCUUAGCGACAUCUUCUCAACCUUAUCAAGGAUUUUCAUGUUGAUGGCUCAAAACUGACAGUAUUAAGGGUAGGAUGUUGCUUCUGAAUCACUGUUGAGUUCUGAUUGUGUCGAAGAAGGGUUAUCCUUUCAUUAGGCAAAGUAUGAAAUUGCCUGUAAUACUUGCAACUAAGGACAAAUUAGCAUGCAAGCUUGUUCAAACUUUUUCCAGCAACAUGGAAUCAAAGACAAAAGAAACUUAACAGUUGAUGUUUUACGUGCAAACAACCUGAAUCUUUUUUUUAUAUAAAUAUAUAUUUUUCAAAUAGAUUUUUGAUUCAGCUCAUUAUGGAAAACAUCCCAACUUUAAAAUGCAAAAUUAUUGGUUGGUGUGAAGAAAGCCAGACAACUUCUGUUUCUUCUCUUGGUGAAAUAAUAAAAAUGCAAAUGAAUCAUUGUUAACCACAGCUGUGGCUCGUUUGAGGGGUUGGGGUGGACCUGGGGUUUAUUCUCAGUAACCCAGCUGCAAUACCUGUCUGUAAUACUAGGAAAAAAAUCUAUUUAAUCAUUUAUACUUGCAGUACUGCUAUGUGCUAAGCUUAACUGGAAGCUUUGGAAUGGGCAUAAUUUGUAUGUCCUACAUUGCAUCCUUGUCCCGGGCCUGCGUUGCACUGGAAAAAUACCACCACCUGUUCUUACACCAGUAUUUGGUUCAAGACGCCAAAUAUUUUCAGCCCAUGGUUGAAGAAGGAUGGAAAAGAGUCAGGAUAAAAUGCAUACUGAGGGCAGUAAAGUGGGGGAGAGAGGGAGAUCCAGGGGAAGAGGGUGUUGUCAUGUUCCACUCUCUGUGUCUAAUCUCUUAGCAGCAAAUUGUUAAGAUUUUAUGUUUUACUUUUAACUGUUUUUGCUACCUUCCUUACAUUUUUUUUCCUCAGCAGUUUCAAAAGGAAAAAGAGUUUCUUUCUCCUAUACUGGGGCUACAUUUUUUGAUUGUAAAAACAUUUGAUGGCCUUUUGAUGAAUGUCUUCCACAGUGAAUAAGAAAACUUAGUGGCUUAAUUUAAGAAACAUGUGAACAAGACAUUAUGUUUUUGAAAUUGUAACAAAAUCUACAUAAGUGAUAUACAGGUACAAAGAAUAAAAAUAAAGGUGACUUUACCUUUCUUAAAUA